AGUCCAGCCCUAUCAAGGGUUAUCAUCACGUACCACAGCCGAAACCAUGCCACAGGUAUCACUUUUCUGUUUCUGUAACAUCCUCUUAUCUUCUUGUUUUUCAUUUGAAUAUUUUUCUAUGCUUUUGUGUACCUAUUUUCAAUUUUAGCAAAACAUGAGUUCCUGCUGUUACACCCACUGUGUCAUUAGAAAUGUUUUCAGUGUCUAGGGUGGAGCAAAGGGAGGUAUGUCAGCAUUCAUCUCUGUGUGUCUGGGAUUCGGUAGGUGUCUCCAGGACUGGAAAGUACUAUAAACUGAGAGAACUGAAGUGCUGAGUAAGAAAAAUAGGCUCACAAGAAAUGCACAACAGAAAUUUUUGAAAAGUUUCAACUUUCUAUUUCUUCUGUGAAUCUGACCAACUAUACAGAAAAAAUCAUCUCAAACAUGUCCAACAAGACAAAUGACUCAGGGGACCAGGUUUUCUGUUCCCAGCUUGAGAUGAUGAGGAGCCAUGAACUUAAUAACAACACACAGGUCAAUCUGACUGUGGUUUGCAUCCAUGGACUGGUUUCUGGCCUGGGGAUUUUGGAGAAUGCCUUGAUCAUCUGGGUGGUGGGCUUCCGCCUGAGACAACGCACGGUGGCCUCCAUCUGGGUGCUCAACCUGGCCCUGUCUGACUUCCUGGCUACCCUGACGCUUCCCCUGUUCACUUUAUACCUAAACUCUCGUCACAGCUGGGAGCUCGGCAACCCACUUUGCAAAGUGCAGACAUUCAUCUUUUUCUUCAACAUGUUCGUAUCAGCCUUCCUUUUGGCAGCCAUUUCACUGGACCGCUUACUUCUGGUCACCAAGCCAGUGUGGAGCCAAAAUCAUCGAUCAGUAGCGGGAGCGUGGAAAGUGUGCAUAUUGGGUUGGCUAUGGGCAGCAGCUAAUGCAUUGCCAUAUUAUGUUUUCCGCUCAGUGACUGAAACGGAGCAUAAAAGAAAGUUGUGCUAUCACAAUUUUGCCAUGUAUUCCUCAUAUGCCACACUUGAGAGAGACUGUAGCAUGAGGCAGUGGGCCACAGCUAUCUCCAAGCUGCUGCUGGCAUUCAUAUUGCCACUGGCAGUGAUUGCAGGAAGCUACAUCAAAAUUGGUCUCAGUCUGAGGAGCAGGAACAGGAGGAGGAAGCAGAGUGCCACUAGACUAACUGAUGAUCUGAUUACGUUAAACAGAAAUCAAGACUCAAGAACUACACAUGGAAGAACUGCAGCCACAAAUAAAUUAUCUCUCAAAUUUCUAAUCCCUGGUCCAUCAUUAUCCACUAAAGAAGGCCCCUUGACCCCUACUACCCCUAAUCUGACGAGUCAGAGCCAGCUAUCCCAGAGUUUCACCAAAAUGGUGACAUCUGUGAUUACAGCAUUUGCACUGUGCUGGGCUCCUUAUCACAUCUUUUGUAUGAUCGAAGUGGCAGCCCAAUAUAAUAUAGAACGUCUCAAACUAGUGGAGGUAGGUCUACCUCUAGCUACAACACUGGCAUUCUUAAAUCCAGUACUGAACCCUAUUCUCUAUGUCUUCAGUUGCCCACGUUUCUGUGUAAGAAUACGGCAGAGUCUGGGAGCAGUGUUUGAUGGACUGGUAGAAGAAAGAGGGGUGUUACUGAUGACCCCAGGAAAGAGCUUAAUAAAUCACAUUAGGAGGAGGAGCAGUCGAGAUGUUGGCCUAGGAAUCCCAGCGUCACCCUGUCAGUCACAAGGCACCCAGCCCACCUUCUCAUCAGCUUUGCAGGACAAUAAAGUGGAGCAUAGCUGAGACAUCAAUUGAUUUUUGGCUUUGUGCCUAGGGAAGUGCAUGAAUUACAUUUAAUCAAGCACACGUGCCAUAUAGGUACUGUAAGACAUACACUAUAUUAUUAAAAGUAUUCAUUCUACUAUCCAAGUUAUUGACACACUGCUAAACCUUGUGGAAGAGUUGAAGCUGUUAUAGUUGCAAAGGGUGGACCAACAUCAUAUUAAACCCACAUUAACUUAAGUUCAUGUGGGUCUGAAGGCAGGCAAUCAAUACUUUUGGCAAUAUAGUUCAACUCAAAUCAAUUCAAUUUAAUUUAUGUAGCACCAAAUCCCAACAACAGUUGUGUUAAGGCCCUUCCAAUAAUACAAAGAAAAGCCCAACAAUCAUAUGACCCCUAUGAGUAAGUGCUUUGGUGACUGUGAGAAAGAAAAACUCCCUUUUCAUAGAAUUAAAUAACAAUGUGUAAAUGUAUGGUUUGUGUUGUGUUUGUGCAGGAAACUAUAGUUAUCCAUAUGGUACGGUGCUUUGUUCCUGACUGAAAUCACUGCUCGCACUGUUGCUGAAGUUUCGAGACCUGAAACCAAACAUUUCCAUGUUAACAGUGACAUCAUUGAUUGUUCCACCAAUCAGUGUUUUGAUGUAGGAUUGUAAGAAGAGUAGUUCAAGAACAUAUUUUAUAAAAAAAAAACAAAAACAAACUAUUAUCACAAUAUUUGCGGAUUCUAAAUUAACAUUUGGAUAUGGGAAACGAUAUAUCAUCAACAACUAUAUAGUUUUGUCAGUAAUCACUGAAGUUACAUUUCAAAUGUUUUUAUAUAGCCUUUUAAAAUUGUACUACAUUGUCACUACUACCCCUGAAUGGUGAACCUGAAAAGAUCAAUACAUCACCUUGUGCAUGUGACUGAAAACUGGGAAAUGUAUAUCCUUCUGAUUUAGUGCAAGACCGUGUUGAUCUGUAGUUAACUUUCCCGAGCACUAUCUUGAGGUCAAAUCCAGUUUGUACAGUAGAAAAUACAGUUGCCUACUCUAUGUAAUGUGAAAGUUCUAAACCUUAGCAUUCAUGUGUCAGUAGUAGAAUUUCAAGUAUUUUUAUACUUAUCUUUUUAUAACGAUGUAUAGCAGCUAAUGUUUAAAUAAAAAGCUAUAAUUGUUUGUA
Molecule: messenger RNA, 2905 nt
Organism: Oreochromis aureus
Lineage: Eukaryota; Metazoa; Chordata; Actinopteri; Cichliformes; Cichlidae
Product: prostaglandin D2 receptor 2
Exons: 2
Coding region: 424-1770 (448 amino acids)
Biological process (GO): phospholipase C-activating G protein-coupled receptor signaling pathway; complement receptor mediated signaling pathway; positive regulation of cytosolic calcium ion concentration
Cellular component (GO): plasma membrane
Molecular function (GO): G protein-coupled receptor activity; complement receptor activity
Source: RefSeq, a predicted model, not a curated record